AUGGCAGGCACUUGUUCGAUGCUCUGUUUGAUCAUCAUCACAUUAUUUAUUCCUCCUCUGGGAGUUUUCCUCAUCUCGGGCUGCGGCGUCGACUUCUGGAUCAACGUCCUCCUCACUAUUCUCGGCUACUUCCCCGGUCACAUUCAUGCCUUCUACCUAGAAUACGUCUACUAUGACCGUCGCAACCGCGAUCCCCUAACGCGCGCCGCCCAACGACCAGUCCCAGGUGUCUACUCUACUCGCAUUCAAAACGGCGGCCACCAUGCGCAUUCCCCUAUGCAUGCCCCUCCCCCUGCCGAGAGGGGCUAUGGUACUAUGUGA
Molecule: messenger RNA, 321 nt
Organism: Penicillium antarcticum
Lineage: Eukaryota; Fungi; Ascomycota; Eurotiomycetes; Eurotiales; Aspergillaceae
Product: YqaE/Pmp3 family membrane protein
Exons: 3
Coding region: 1-321 (106 amino acids)
Cellular component (GO): membrane
Source: RefSeq, a predicted model, not a curated record